AUGAAGGAGUUUGAACGAAAUGACACUGUUCUCAACAAUACUGCAGUAGCGGAGUAUGAAGAGGCAGCUAGGGAAUUCAUUGUGAGAUCGCUGAAGGAUGCAAGAGAGCUCCGCCAGCAAACCCUUUGGGGUCUAUACGGUUUUCCAUACUGCAACUACAAUGCUGGAACAAAAAAUGAAAGCAGAUGCUCCCAACAAUAUCAGGAUUUCAACAACAGAAAAGAUUGGAGCUUUGAUGAAAUUUGUGCACCCGUCAUGGCGAACAUUUCCGAGUAUAGGAAUGCCUUCAACUGCAAUGCGACUGCAUCGAAACAAUGA
Messenger RNA from Cooperia oncophora, 318 nucleotides. The record is from the annotation of a GenBank genome assembly. NCBI's taxonomy places the organism in Eukaryota, Metazoa, Nematoda, Chromadorea, Rhabditida, Trichostrongylidae.